Formica exsecta is the source of this 1241-nucleotide messenger RNA. Its product is annotated as lipase member H-like. The transcript has 7 exons. The record is from RefSeq and is a predicted model, not a curated record. Gene Ontology annotation, molecular function: lipase activity. The coding region runs from base 98 to 1018 and encodes 306 amino acids. Lineage: Eukaryota; Metazoa; Arthropoda; Insecta; Hymenoptera; Formicidae.
UAACAUUGUCAUUCUCUCACGCAGAAAAGAUCCGCACAGUAGAGAGUUCAUAUUAGAAAUAUAGACGGACUUUUCACAGUUUGUGAAUAUCUUCGAAAUGUUAACUCCUAUUAUAUAUCUUUAUUUUCUGUUAUUUCUCAUGACAAAGAUAAUGCACGGCCAAGGAAAUUCGUGUGUCUGUAGUCAGCCGGAUUCAGAUUUUGCGGCUGGUGUCAAUCUCGUUUAUUAUAAAUGCAAUCACGAAACCCCUGCAACAAUCGCCUACCCCAUCACAGCGCCAGAAGAGAUGUUAAAAGUGUUAGAAGAUAAGCGGACAAUCUUUUACGUCUUUGGAUAUUUACAAUCUCCAGGAGACGCAAAUGUCCAGUUAAUGAUGGAAGCGCUCUGUUAUGAAAGAACGGACAACGUUGUAUUACUCGAUUGGAGUAAAUAUUCUAAGGGCACUUACUGGAGCGCUUUCCAAAACGGCGAAAAAGUAGGCGCUUUGUUCGCACAAAGUAUACGACUGCUUGUAAAUAGCGGCCUCGAUAUAUCAAAGAUUUAUGUUGUCGCGCACUCCUUGGGUGUCCACAUAGCUGGUUUUGCCGGUAAAUGCAACGAUUUAGUGAUACCUCGCAUCACAGGAUUGGACCCCGCAAAUCCUUUGUUCUAUCUUUUCGGAUGCUAUCUCACACCCACAGAUGCGGCGUGGAUCGAUAUCAUCCAUACGGACAAGGGAGGAUAUGGUACUCCCACCUGUAUGGGAACAGCGGAAUUUUACGCAAACGGUGGAACUCGCCCUCAGCCUGGUUGCAAGUUAAUCGGCUUACCAUUAAGCAAGAUCGAUCUUUGCAGUCAUCAAAGAUCAGUCGAAUUGUAUGCAGAAUCGAAACGUCACUCUACAAAAUUUAUUGCAGUACAAUGUCCUUCUUAUGCUGAUUAUGAAGAAAGUCAAUGCAAAAACAAUUUGCAGACUAACAUUGGAUAUGCUGCAUCGGAUGUACGCGGAUCAUUUUAUUUUCAUACAGAAGCUUCAUAAUGAGAACUACUUAUUACACUUAAAACCGUUUCGUUAUUUGGAGAAAAAUGAGAGUCUAAUAUUUAAAAAUAUAUUAUUUUCUGCAACAGAAACAAAUAUAUAUCCAUAUAUCAAGGUGUAAAAACAAAGUUUAAUAAUCAAUUAUUUUUACACUUGAGUUUCGACAAUCAGAGGAGAAACUCUAUCUCUAUAUAUUAUUACAAAUAAAAAAAAAGAAAAUACA